Moneuplotes crassus is the source of this 1527-nucleotide messenger RNA. Lineage: Eukaryota; Ciliophora; Spirotrichea; Euplotida; Euplotidae. The record is from the annotation of a GenBank genome assembly.
AUGUUAAACAGUCAAGAGUCAAUCACCUGGCUUCAAAAGCGCUUUCAAAGGUCAGCCAAGGUUGAGUAUCUCCACACGAGGGAGCAGCUUGAAUCCCACUAUGAAAUAGAAAGAUGAUUCAACAAAUUUGAUGAAGACAAAUCUGGGACAUUAGACUUCGCUGAAAUCGAAGAGAUGUUUAAGAGUGUUGGAAUAUAUAUCAACCGGAAAGACUUGCAUUCAAUAUUCUCUUCAUUUCUGCCAUAUAAGAAGGAGCAGCUUGACUUCAAAGAAUUCAAGAGUUUUAUUCUUUCAGAAGAUGGCAAUAAAGCAUUUCGAAAAAUAAUUCAGAAAUACCAUAAACAAGAUAGGCAUCUGAAGAAGAUCAAGGAUGGAGCAAUCAAGGCUGAGCAAUUCUUCGUGCCUUACGACUUUAAAUCCCUUCUUGAGUUUGUAGACCUCAAGAUUAGGAGGGAAAGCGCUAUUGAGAAGAUAUUUAAGGAUGAUGCUGAGAAUACUGACUUUAAUUUUCGGACACUUUUUGAAUUGAACCAGAUGAACCAAAAAGGUCAGACAAAUAUUCGAAACAAGUUUCUAAAAACUAUUUUGAAUUAAAACCUCGGAUACAGAAGAUGGAAAGUCAUCCAUGAAGCCUAGUAUGAUGAACAACAAGGCUUCUAGGAGGUAUAAUGCCUUCAACUCGAUUCCUAGCAAGGUCUUGUUAAGGAAAGAGAAACAGAAGUUAGAACAAUUGAUUCAAAAUGCAAAAGAAAGAGGGCGACAAUUGGCAAAACAAGAGUGGAAUACCAUAUGCCAAGCCAGGGCUGCAUCCCACUCACAAGGGAAGAAGACUAAAGGGAAAGAUAAAAUCUCCAGGAAGAAGCUUCUCAAAAAUUAUUGAACAAAUAAAUCAAGGUCAAUAGAUUCCAUCAAAACAAGUCAACUUAGAAGAAAGAAGAUAAGAAAGGGGAAUGAAAUAAAAAUAUUUGAUAAUAUUUCUGUUAAGAAAACACCUGAGUUAACUUCAUGAUUGGCUCAGAUGACAUCAGAUAUAAAUUUUAAUUCAGAAAAUAAAACUCUAGGAAGUUCUGUGAAUGAUAAGUCUAUUGAAAGAUAUUUUACAUCGAAGCCAAGUUACCUCUCUUCAGAUAUGUCUCAUCCCACAACUAAACUCACUUCAAGCAACUCCCAGACUCUUGUCACCCAACAGCCUUCAUGCUUGCACACAAAGCCCGGCUGAUGCUUCACUCUGCUAUUCAGUCACCACGGAAAUUCCAGCAGGCUACAGUCAAAGCCCAGACAGGCCAGACGUAAGACUCUCAACAAGAAACAUAAGUGCCACGUAACAACGACGCAGAAGCCAGACAUGGACCCUCUGAGCCGCCUGAUCAGGUCCAGAGCAAUGGCUGCUAGGCAGGCAAGUGCAGGUCAGACUCGUCAGUCCCAGUAGCCCACCGCCUCAGCCCAGUGUGAGGUCGAACUCCGAGGGGCCGCGUAAGAGGCGAUGCAUGCUCAUUUGGAUGUCGCUCUAACAUAUUCAACAUCGUU